Culex quinquefasciatus (southern house mosquito) is the source of this 691-nucleotide messenger RNA. RefSeq names its product putative gustatory receptor 28b. NCBI's taxonomy places the organism in Eukaryota, Metazoa, Arthropoda, Insecta, Diptera, Culicidae. The record is from RefSeq and is a predicted model, not a curated record. Gene Ontology annotation, biological process: sensory perception of taste. Gene Ontology annotation, cellular component: axon; dendrite; membrane. Bases 1 to 678 code for a protein of 225 amino acids. The transcript has 4 exons.
AUGUGGUCGACGGCAGUUCUGUCCAAUGGAUAUGUGGCAAUUUGCUACCUGAUCGCGCACUUGUAUCGUCAAAUCAAUCUUCAAAUCGCAGACUUGGUCCAGAAACUCUGCAAUUUCGGCAGCGAUCACUCCCACUGGAGUUUAAAGUCAACGAAAAAGAAGCAACUCUUUCGACAAAUCGCCACCGAGCUGGACCGACUAGCUUAUCUUCAUCGGGACGUCACCACCGUCGUGCAGUGGUUUGUUAAAAUAUUCGACUUUUCACUGCUGGUGAUGAUCGUUUGGGACUUUUUCAUCGUCAUGUUUGCGAUCUUCUACACGUACACCUCCCUCGUCCAGGACAUCCGGGACAACGUGCGGCCCCCCUGGUCCAAGUACGGCCAGUCGUGCAGCGUUGCCAUCUUUCAGGCGUUCCAGUUCUACUCGAUCGUGUCGGCUUCCGCGCUGGUGACGCACCGGGCGGAAAAAACCGGCCUGGUGCUGAACCGGUUCUUUCGAGCGGAAGUCACCGAGCGGGUCGAGAAGGCGAUUGAGAUGUUCACCAUCGAGUUGCUGCACCAGCCGUACAGCAUUGAGAAUUGUGGAAUGUUCAAGGUGGACUUUACGCUGAUGUAUUCGAUGGUAGCAACAAUUACAAGCUAUCUCAUAAUAAUGAUUCAAUUUCAGCUAUCAGAGUAAUCGCAGUUUUAUU